AUGGCUCUCGUUGUCAGCUUUGACGAGCCCGUCCAUAUCGCCGUUAUUGGCGGUACUGGCCUCAGCCACAUCGAGGGAUUUGAGCCCGUGGCCAGCAUCAACCCCAUAACUCCCUGGGGAUAUCCUUCCUCUCCGAUCCUCAUUUCGCGUCACAAUGGGGUCCCCGUAGCGUUCCUUGCUCGACAUGGCCACAACCACCAAUAUGCUCCCCACGAGGUACCGUCGCGCGCCAACAUUGCCGCACUACGACAUAUUGGUGUUCGCAGCAUCAUCGCCUUUUCUGCUGUCGGCUCGCUGAGGGAGGAGAUCAAGCCUAUGGAUUUCGUCGUCCCGGACCAGAUCAUUGAUAGGACCAAGGGCGUCCGUCCGUUCACUUUCUUCGAGGGUGGUCUUGUCGGCCAUGUUGGAUUCGCGGACCCCUUCGACCACAACCUUGCCGAGAUCGUCAAGAAGUGUGCGCACCACAUGGAGGGAAACGGUGUUAUACUUCACGAGGAAGGCACCGUUGUUGUCAUGGAGGGUCCUCAGUUCUCGACUAGGGCCGAGUCCAACCUUUACCGUACCUGGGGAGGCUCCGUGAUCAACAUGUCUGCUUUGCCUGAGGCGAAGCUAGCUCGUGAGGCUGAGAUUGCCUACCAGAUGAUCUGCAUGGCCACAGAUUAUGACUGUUGGCACUCGACCGAGGAUGUCGACGUUGCCAUGGUUAUGAAGAACAUGGAGCACAACGGCAGGAACGCCAAGCGCCUUGUUGGUGCUGUCCUUGACCAGCUUACCAAGCAGGAGCACAGCAGCGUGGUGUUGGCUAAGCACCUCGAGGGUAUGUCAGUUGGCGCGGUAGCUGGCAUCACCAAGCCCGAAGGGAGGAACCCCGAGGCGUGGGCGCGGGUCCAGUACCUCUUCCCCGAGUUUAUGAAGGAGGGCUAG
Messenger RNA from Scedosporium apiospermum, 924 nucleotides. Its product is annotated as S-methyl-5'-thioadenosine phosphorylase. Lineage: Eukaryota; Fungi; Ascomycota; Sordariomycetes; Microascales; Microascaceae. Gene Ontology annotation, molecular function: S-methyl-5-thioadenosine phosphorylase activity. The transcript is spliced from 3 exons. The record is from RefSeq and is a predicted model, not a curated record. Bases 1 to 924 code for a protein of 307 amino acids. Gene Ontology annotation, cellular component: cytosol. Gene Ontology annotation, biological process: nucleoside metabolic process.